AUGGACCUGACCAGCUGGCCGCAGGUUGUCGCUAUCAAUCAGAAAAACUACUAUACUGACUACUUGAAACGAGACGACCAGUUCCUCGCAUACCGGUUACAAAAUGAAGAAAACCGAAACCGCAUGGCAAAGGCGGCUAAGGAACGGGAUAGGGCCCUUGCUAUGUCAAAGCAGAAUGAGUUGCCGCUGCCAGAGGAGGAGGCAGACCAAGACACCACCAUGGGAGAGGCAGGAAAUGAGGAGGAAGAGGCAGUGGCUGGCUCAAAGACCAUCGUAGUGCACGUUGGAAGUCAGAAUUUGCGCAUAGGUCUUGCAAGUGAUGCCUUGCCAAAGACUAUCCCUAUGGUUAUAGCGCAUAGAUCAGAGAUGAACGAGUCUGAAGAAAAUGGGGGCGAGCCGAAGCCGAAACGCCUGAAAAUGGAUGACGGAGAGCUGAUGGAGCCAGAAAAAAUGUUUGGACCUGACUUUGGUACUCUCUAUACAAAUAUGUGCUCUGACCUGAAAGCACGUAUGCGCCAAAACAAACGGAGAACUCUACCGAAUUCCAAGGAGAUGGUGGUAAAUUACAACCGACGAACACCGCCGGAAACCAUAUCCGAGCACAAUGAUGCAAUGAGGGUCGAAUGGACUGAAAUACCUAGCAAUCCUAAUCUUGCUCCUCCCUAUGUGGUUGGGGAGGCCGCAUUGAGGAUCCCGGAUCUCUCUAUACCCCGAUAUAAGCUCUACUGGCCAUUACGGAAUGGUUGGUGUAACGAGAAGGACUACAGCAGCAUAAACUUGCUGUUCUUGGACAUUGCGCGGAUAUUGGAAGAUGCGAUGAAAACCCAACUAAACCUGUCACAAACCAAAGACUGGGGCCAAUAUUCUUGUGUCUUUGUCAUACCCGACCUUUACGAAAAGCUAUACGUCACUCAAAUAUUGGAUACCCUUAUGCGUGAGCUCGGCUUUGGGCGUGUGUGUUUCGUCCAGGAGAGUUUGGCCGGUACAUUCGGUGCUGGGUACACUGCAGCUUGCGUUGUCGACGUUGGUGCGCAAAAGUCGUCGAUAUGCUGCGUGGAAGAAGGGAUGUGUGUUGAAAACUCCCGCGUCAAUUUGAAAUUCGGCGGAUCAGAUGUUACGGAAACGUUUAUAAAGAUGAUGCUAUACGACCACUUCCCCUACGAGGAGAUCAACCUGAACCGGCGAUAUGACUUUUUAUUGGCGGAGGAACUCAAGAAGAAUGUCGCAACUCUUAAUGAAACGAAUGUUUCUGUUCAGGUGUUUGACUUCCAUCUUCGAGUGUCCGGCCAGGACACAAGAAAGUACACAUUCAAAGCGUACGACGAGAUUAUUCUGGCUCCCAUGGGCAUUUUCCAGCCGGAAAUCUUCGAUAACUCACAAAAGAUGAUCGGACGGAGCAAGUUUAUUAAGCGUUCUUUUGAUCUAUAUGACAGACUACCAAACGACCCUACUUCAACUGCUCAGGCUGAAGUUAUAGCCUCUAUUUCGCCUCCACCGGCGACAACCAACAAUGGAACAAGCAUUGAAGGAGCCUUACAGACUAACGGAACAGAUCCUCAAGCUACGCCUAGCCGCGCACAAGCUCAUAAUGUCUUAGGGCGCGUGCAGGAUCUUGACGGAACCCCACGAUCUUCCGCAGCUGGAUCACCUACCCCGGACUCCGCAGCAAAUCAAAACCCCCAAGGUGGUACGUCGACACCUAUCAGGCCCCAAGGCGGUGGUGUACCCAACGCUCCGCAAACUUCCCAAAACAUACCCGUGGUUGAAAUGCGGGACGAUGUCCUGCCAGUAUGGCCACUUGAAGAUGCUGUAUUUACCUCUAUUUCGCACGCUGCUCGCGGUGACCCUCGCAAGUUUAAUGACUUCAUUGGUGGCAUCUUGGUGAUCGGGGGUGGCAGCCUUGUUUCCGGCUUCCAUGCUUUCCUUGAGGAGCGGAUGCAACUCAAGCAUCCUGACCUUGCAAGUCAUAUCAUGGUUGGCACACCACCUCGGGAACUCGACCCACAGGUGGUUGUAUGGAAAGGCGCCAGUGUCUUCGGCAAACUGGACGCAUCAAAUGAAAGCUGGAUCGGUCGGCUAGAAUAUGACCGACUUGGAAGCAGGGUAAUGACUUAUAAAUAUUAUGUAAUACAGGACUCCGGUUCCAAGUUUAUCCGAAAGGCGGUGACGGGACCGGCAGAAUACCAGCUCCUGGUUCACCGCGAAACUACGCAAAAAGCAAAGGCGAAGAAAGACGACGACGAGGAGGAGCUUGCCUUUCUUCCUUCACACAUUUGA
Messenger RNA from Trichophyton benhamiae CBS 112371, 2277 nucleotides. RefSeq lists its product as uncharacterized. Lineage: Eukaryota; Fungi; Ascomycota; Eurotiomycetes; Onygenales; Arthrodermataceae. The transcript is spliced from 4 exons. The coding region runs from base 1 to 2277 and encodes 758 amino acids. Gene Ontology annotation, biological process: regulation of DNA-templated transcription; double-strand break repair. Gene Ontology annotation, cellular component: Ino80 complex. The record is from RefSeq and is a predicted model, not a curated record.